AAAUACCACCCCACAAAAGCCUCAUAUGGUAGCAAAAACGUGAACAGCUGUUAGGUUGACGAGGCAUUACAUGCGCCGACGGGACAUAACCCUCUUUCCAAAACAAUCCAUUUGUCGAUGUGGUGUGAAUGUGGUGUUGGCCGUGACCGCCGUGACAGAGCUGUCCGGUCUUUGCACAUUUAAGAGUAAAUAGGCCGUCCCUGCGAUGACCGCGCUGCUGAAGCUGGCCUGCGGGCUGGCGCUGGUGGUUGCCGUGGUGGCGCCGCCGCCGCGCGCGCAACCGCCCCCGCCACACCAGCCCACAGAGGAGGAGCUCAACAUGACCUCCGAGACGAUGGGCCUCGAGUACAAGAACUACCUGGAGGAGGUGGUGAAGAUGCUGGAGCAGGACGCCCAGUUCAAGGACAUCCUGGCUAACGCCACUGACGAAGACAUUCAGUCUGGCUCUGUGGCGGACAAGCUGCACGUGGUGGACCCGUCCAUCCGCUCCAAGCUGGACGAACUGAAGAGGAUAGAGCUAGACCGGCUGCGGCGGAAGGCCACCGAGGCGUUCGAGCUGUCCAACGGGCUGGACCGGAACACGAUCAGGGAGCCGCACCACCUGGAUCACCGGAACCCGCACACCUUCAGAGAGGAGGACCUCCGCAAACUGAUACACAAGACCACCAAGGACCUGGAGGAGCUGGACCGCCAGCGACGCGAGGACUUCAAACGCUACGAGAUGGAGAAGGAGUUCAAGUACCAGGAGCAGCUGAAGACGCUGGAUGAGGAGCACAAAAAGGAGGCCGUCAAAAAGCACGAGGAGGAGCUCAAAAAGAAGAAGGAGCACCCGAAGUCGCAGGUGCACCAUCCUCUCAGCGAGGACCAACUGGAGGAGGUGUGGGAGGAACAGGACCACAUGGAGCGGGAGGACUUCAACCCCGAGACAUUCUUCAGGAUGCACGACGUGGACGGUAACGAGCUACUGGACCAGAACGAGGUGAUGGCGCUGUUCAAGACGGAGCUGGACAAGAUCUAUAACGGCACCGACUACGACCCGCGCGAGCGGGACGAGGAGAUGAACGAGAUGCGCGAGAGCACCUACGCCGAGGUGGACACCGACCGCGACGGGUUCAUCAGUCUGAAGGAGUUUCUGGCGAGCACGCAGCACGAGGACUACCGCGCCGACCAGGGCUGGGAGGGCGUCAACGAGCGGGAAAUGUUCGCCCGCCAGGAGUACGAAAAGUACGAGCAGCAGCGGCACGCCGAGAUCCAGCGGCAGAUCAACAUGGGCGUGAUGCCGCCGCCGCACCUGGGCUACCAGCCGCCGCCGGGCUACCUGGGACACGAGGGGCUCGGCACGCCGCCCAUCGCGCCUCAGUUCGUGCCACCGCACGCCGCCGGACAGCCGGUUCCCGUGCAGGGUCAGCAGCAGCUGCCGGCCGGUCAGCAGCAGCAGCAGCAGCAGCUGCCCAAUCAGAACCAGCAGUUCCAGCAGCCGCCUCAACAGCAGUACCAGCAGCCCCCGCAGCAGCAAUUCCAGCAGCCUCCGCAGCAGCAGCAGCAAUUCCAGCAGCCGCCUCAGCAGCAGUUCCAGCAGCCUCCGCAGCAACAGCAGUACCAGCAGCCUCCGCAGCAGCAGCAACAGCAAUUCCAGCAGCCUCCGCAGCAACAGCAACAGCAAUUCCAGCAGCCGCCUCCUCAGCAGCAGCAAUACCAGCAGCAACCUCCGCAACAGCAACAACAGUACCAGCAGCCGCCUCAGCAGCAGCAGCAGCAAUACCAGCAGCCUCCACAACAGCAGCAGCAGCAGCAGGUGCCGGCGCAGAAGCAGCAGGUGCCGGCGCAGAAGCAGCAGCAGCAGACGGGGACGGUGAACCAGGUGCCCGUUCAGACCAAGCAGUAGUGCCCCGGCGCGGUACACGGCCGCUGCUCGGGCCGCCCGGCUGUCUCUCCCCCUCUCUCACUCCAGGCUUCCAUCGCGGCGUGCCGCCAGUCAGGGCCCGGUGAGAUCUCCGCACCGCGCGCCGAGCCAAACGCAGAUGGAACCCGUCUGGAUGUGGCUCCUUUUAUACGGCUGUUGGUGGAUAAAGUUUUAUUGGGCGCGAGGAGGCCAAGGCUCCGAUUUAGUUAUGUGAUAGUUUGCAUACAAAUGCACCUUUUAAAAAUAUUUUCAUAUUGUGGAAUCCUCUCUUCGAUUAGCUGCAAGCUCCACUAGCCUCAGCGUCUGAGGUGUCAGCUCCCCGCGACCUAUGGGAGUCAUGGUGGGGGACGCUCCCGCUAUUUUACGACCUUAUUGUCUCAUUCUCACGGUAUCCGCAGGUUCCGGGGAAGAAGGCGUGCACAGCCUGGUUUCCUUUUCCUCAAUUUUAUGUCACAUUAUUAUGAAUUGCACAACCGUCGUGCUCCUACUUAGAAUCCAUCGUUUUCUGAAACUGUCGCUUUGUUUACAUCGAAUUAUUUCUGGUUUUGAGCGCCGUGAUAACGAAAUUACGUAUAUGUAUAGGGCAUAUAUGGCCACGCAUUGGUGUAUGCUUUAACUGUUGUUUGGUGGUAGACAGUAGGAACGGUGCAAUGUGCAUUGGCUCUGUAAGCAGCGGUGACGGCCGGCGCGGUAGUUCGCGUAGUUGCGCGAGGUUGUGAGUGUAGCUCGAUCCCUAUUAUAUGUGGCAGCGGUCUAUCUCCCGUGUGGGAACUGUGAUGCCGUUCGGAGACGGACGCCAUUACGGACACAGCCACCCGUUUCGGUGUCGCUCGGUGCAGGAAAUACCGACGACAGGAAGAUUGCAUAACUCUGUAUACUAUUCUCGUUCUUUUGGUACAAUACACAGUCGUUGGUAAAA
This is a messenger RNA of Amphibalanus amphitrite, 2822 nucleotides long. RefSeq names its product nucleobindin-2-like. The transcript is spliced from 10 exons. The record is from RefSeq and is a predicted model, not a curated record. Gene Ontology annotation, cellular component: endoplasmic reticulum-Golgi intermediate compartment; extracellular exosome. The coding region runs from base 206 to 1885 and encodes 559 amino acids. Gene Ontology annotation, molecular function: calcium ion binding. NCBI's taxonomy places the organism in Eukaryota, Metazoa, Arthropoda, Thecostraca, Balanomorpha, Balanidae.